Molecule: messenger RNA, 1416 nt
Organism: Marmota flaviventris (yellow-bellied marmot)
Lineage: Eukaryota; Metazoa; Chordata; Mammalia; Rodentia; Sciuridae
Gene: Ezhip
Product: EZH inhibitory protein
Cellular component (GO): nucleus
Source: RefSeq, a predicted model, not a curated record
AUGGCUACUCAGGCACCUCGAGAGAAGCAGCAGAAGCCCCAGCAGGGUGAGGUACCCAGAGGGCAGAAGAAUGAGGCCACCCUAGCCCCUGGCCAUGUCUUUGGAAGGGUAUAUCAAGAUCCUGUUGCUUUGGUCCCCACAGCCCCAAGCCAUGAGGCUGUGUUUGGAGACACUGAUCAAAGCAGCACAGCAGGUUCUGCUACCUCUGCCGUCGUUUCCACUGCCUGUGAAGACCCUGUGCUGCCCUCCAUGGACAGUAUGUCAGCAAAACGCCGUGUUGACCUCCAGGACAGCCGUGGUUCCCAGGCAAGCCUUAGACGUGAGGAACCUGAGACCAGUGGCCAGGAGCAACCCCAGGCCCAGAAAAAGAGCCCUGAGAACAAACGUCGUAAGAAGCAGCUCAGCCAGCCCAGCCGAGACCAGGCUGAAAAGCCUACAGGGCGCCACCUGCUUCCUGGGGCUUCUGCGCAGGCGUCUGUGCCUCCUCCGCCAUCUUCUCAGCCCCGCUGCCGCCGCCGCCGUCGUUCUCAAGCCUCUACAUGGAAUCAUGCAACCGGUCCAGAACCUGCUCUCCGCAGCCAAGCCCUCAGGGCAGACUCUGCCCUCUGCAGUGGCACCACCGUUCCAGGCCAUGGCACCCAAAGCCAUGCAUCUACACCAGGUCCUGCUCACCGCAGUCGUGCCACACCACCAGGCCCUGUUCUGCGUAGCAGUGCAUCCAGGCCUAGGCCUGCUCUUCGACGCCGUGCCAGCCCACCAGGCCCAGUUCUUCGCAGUGGUGCAUCCAGGCCCAGCCCUGAUCAACGCCAUGCAUCUGCACCAGGCCUUGGUCUCCGCCGUCGCUCCACUGCACCAGGUCCUGUUCUCCGCAGUGGUUCAUCCAGGCCCCGCCCUGUUCCCCAGAAUGGUGCCUCUCAGCGUGGGUCUGAUCUCCGCAGCCAUGUCACCCGGCCAUGUCCUGCUCUUCGACGUCCAGUAUCUGCACCAGCCACUAAUCCCAGGAGCCGUGCCACCCGACCAGGUGCUGAUCUUCACAGUGGCAGCACUUCAUCAGUUCCUGUUCGCACCAGUGCAUCCCGGCCAGACACCACCCUCAGAAGACCUGCAACAAAGUCCGGCCCUACUCCUAGCAGCACGACCUCAACCACAGGCCUUGGUCCCUGGAGGAGACGCCCCACCCUGCAGAGGUCAUCUGGAAGGUCGGCCAUUCCCAUUCGAGGCUCUCUGCGUAACCCAGGUGUCAGGAGACCUCCUCCUUCCUCUAGGGCACCCUUACAGCAUGUCUUUCAGAGUAGCUCAAGUUCUUCUGAAAGUGAGGUUGGAAGCCCGCCUUCUCAGUCUGUCUGGCAUGCAGUCCGUAUGCGUGCUUCCUCUCCUUCACCCCCUGGUGCAGAGCCUAUGGAUGAGGAGGGUUGA